UAGCUUUAAGUCGUUGCUCUCAGCUGCCCAUAACAGUAGCUUUGCGUUGUGUCUGCUGACCUUUUUACGACCUAAAACAAUCUUUAAAUAAUUUUUAAUCCACCGGUGGCCGUCCUUUGAUGGGAAUUACCUCCAGGAUGAUUCCUACCGAGGACGCGUCCGCCAGGAAGCGGGAGAUAGAGGAGAAACUGAGGCAGGAACAAGAGACGCUGUCAUUCAUCCGGGAAAACCUGGAGAAGAGCGAUCAGCUGACCAAGGGCAUGGUCUCCAUCCUGUCGUCGUUCGAGAGUCGCCUGAUGCAGCUGGAGAACUCCAUCAUCCCCGUCCACAAGCAGACGGAGAACCUGCAGCGUCUGCAGGAGAACGUGGACAAGACCCUGUCCUGCAUGGAUCACGUCAUCAGUUACUACCAUGUGGCCAAAGACACGGACCGCAUCAUCAGAGAGGGGCCGACGGGCAGACUGGACGAGUAUCUCGCUUGUAUUGCAAAGAUUCAGAAAGCUGUGGAAUAUUUUCAAGACAACAACCCGGACAGCCCCGAACUCAACACAGUGAAAGCGCGCUUCGAGAAAGGCAAAGAGCUGCUGGAGGCGGAGUUCCGCAGCCUCCUGACUCGCUACAGUAAACCCGUCCCGCCCAUCCUAAUCCUGGACGCCAUCAGUGUGGACGAGGAGCUGGAGGUUCAGGAGGACGUGGUGCUGGAACACCUGCCCGAAGCCGUGCUCCAGGACGUCAUCUGCAUCGCCGGCUGGCUGGUGGAGUACGGACGCAACCAGGAUUUCAUGAACGUCUACUUCCAGAUCAGGUCCAACCAGCUGGAUCGCUCCAUCAAAGGCCUCAAAGAUCACUUCCGCAAGAACAGCGCCUCCUCCGGGAUCCUCUACUCCCCCGCCGUCCAAACCAAACGCAAGGACACGCCCACCAAAAAGGCGCCCAAGAGACCAGUCUACAUCCCAGGGACCAUUCGCAAGGCUCAGAACCUUCUGAAACAGUACUCACAGCAUGGGCUGGAUGGGAAAAAGGGGGGCUCUAACCUCACUCCUUUGGAAGGAAAAGACGACGUUCUGGACAUCGAGAUCGACUCCUACAUCCACUGCAUCAGUGCCUUCGUUAAGCUGGCUCAGAGCGAGUACGCCCUGCUGACCGAGAUCAUCCCCGAGCACCACCAGAAGAAAACCUUCGACUCGCUCAUUCAGGAAGCGCUGGACAACCUGAUGCUGGAGGGGGACAACAUCGUGUCCGCAGCUCGCAGGGCCAUAAUGCGCCACGACUACUCAGCCGUGCUCACCAUCUUCCCCAUCCUGCGACACCUGAAGAUGAACAAGUCUGAGUUCGACUCCACGCUGCAGGGAACAGCAGCGAGCACCAAGAACAAGCUGCCGACACUCAUCACCUCCAUGGAGACCAUCGGAGCCAAAGCUCUGGAGGAGUUUGCAGACAGCAUCAAGAAUGAUCCCGAUAAAGAGUACAACAUGCCCAAGGAUGGAACGGUCCACGAACUGACCAGCAAUGCCAUCCUCUUCCUGCAGCAGCUGCUGGACUUCCACGAGACCGCCGGAGCCAUGCUGGCCUCACAAGAGACGAGUUCAUCAGCGAGCAGCUACACCUCCGAGUUCAACAAAAGGCUCCUCAGUACUUAUAUUUGUAAAGUUUUGGGAAACUUGCAGCUGAACUUGCUCAGUAAAUCCAAAGUGUACGAGGAUUCGGCUCUGAGCGCCAUUUUCCUGCACAACAAUUACAACUACAUCCUCAAGUCACUGGAGAAGUCGGAGCUGAUCCAGCUGGUAACAGUGACUCAGAAGAAAGCCGAGAGUUCGUACAGAGAGCUGAUCGAGCAGCAGAUCCAGAUGUACCAGCGCAGCUGGUUGAAAGUCACAGAGCACCUGACGGACAGGAACAUGCCCGUCUUCCAACCUGGCACCAAGCUGAAAGACAAAGAGCGACAGGUGAUUAAAGACAAAUUCAAGGGUUUUAACGACGGCCUGGAGGAGCUGUGUAAGAUCCAGAAAGGCUGGGCAAUCCCCGACAAAGAGCAGAGAGACUUCAUCCGUCAGGCUCAGAGGAGAGUGGUGUCCGACGCCUACAGAGCCUUCCUGCACAGAUGUGCCAACAUCUCUUUCACCAAGAACCCUGAGAAGUACCACAAGUAUCGUCCGGAGGAGGUGGAGGAGAUGAUCGAGAGGCUGUUCGACACGUCGGCCUGAGCUGCACUUUGACCCUGAGCUCCACAGCGUCUCCUCUCACUCUGCUGUCUCUCUCUCUGUGUCUGACCGGCGUUUUGUACAAAGAUAUCAUCACCGUGUAUUUAUGUAAUUUAGCCGCUUCAUCAUUUCGAAAACAAAUAAAGGGAACUCUGAGACCGGGCGCGCGGGAAGGUCGCGAUUUGUUUUGUGGCACAACACAACGCAGGGCGGAUAAUGAGACGGUUUACUGCUGUGACAAAUAACAGGCAGAGCGUCUUUUUUUUUUUCAGUUCGAUGUAACGUUAAUCGGCUCGUCGACGUGCUUUUUUCUGCGCAGACGAAAUUAGAGCAUCGUUUGCAUCCUAAUGAGGAUUCGAGGGUUAUGAUGCAGGAGAAACGCUCCUCAGUGAGACGGCUCCAUCAGAUGUGACCUUUUGUGUUUGUGACAAAAACGCCAACUCAGGAAGAGUGUGUGUGUGUGUGUGUGUGUGUGUGUGUGUGUGUGUGUGUGUGUGUGUGUGUGUGUGUGUGUGUGUGUGUGUGUGUGUUAAUGAGUAGCAGAGGUUGAUGAUGAACAGUCCAGAUUGUGCUUCAGAUUUUAUUUCCACAUUUUAGCAGUCGGUUGUUGCAGUGGCGGUUGUGUUUCCAUGGAGAAGGCUGCAGCAUGUUGAGAGUUAAAGUUGCUAAUUUUCAUAAUUGUAGUGAGAGAGUUAAAAUCCACAGAGAAUUAUCUGUAACUCUUCAGCUCCUCUCAGCUCGACGGAGCACUUUAAUGUCUUUAACCCUCUUUGGUAUAAAUUUUGAUGCCAGUUGGUUAAAAAAGAACAAGAUAAUUACCAAAAAGAUAAACUGAAUAAUAGAUAAUUAUCA
Messenger RNA from Plectropomus leopardus (leopard coralgrouper), 3053 nucleotides. It is a transcript of the gene exoc7, whose product is annotated as exocyst complex component 7. Lineage: Eukaryota; Metazoa; Chordata; Actinopteri; Perciformes; Serranidae. Gene Ontology annotation, cellular component: exocyst. The record is from RefSeq and is a predicted model, not a curated record. Gene Ontology annotation, molecular function: phosphatidylinositol-4,5-bisphosphate binding. Gene Ontology annotation, biological process: exocytosis.